Messenger RNA from Mus caroli (Ryukyu mouse), 3157 nucleotides. Its product is annotated as interferon-inducible GTPase 1-like. Gene Ontology annotation, cellular component: endoplasmic reticulum membrane. The record is from RefSeq and is a predicted model, not a curated record. Gene Ontology annotation, biological process: innate immune response; autophagosome assembly; cellular response to interferon-beta. Lineage: Eukaryota; Metazoa; Chordata; Mammalia; Rodentia; Muridae. Gene Ontology annotation, molecular function: GTP binding; GTPase activity.
AAUGGUGUGUGUAGCAAUGUGUUUGAAAUUGGCUACAAUGAAAAUCUGAAAUUCCAUGCACACCCUCUUUGUUCUCCCUUCUUUCUUCCAGUGCCUUUAUUUGCUUGAAAUCAUGGGUCAGCUGUUCUCUUCACCUAAGAGUGAGCACGAAGAUUUGGCCUCCACCUUUACUGAAUAUUUUAAGAAAUUUAAGACGGGAAACAAAAUCAUUUCUCAGGAUAUCAUCACUUUGGUUGAAUUAAGCAUGGCAAAAGGGAACAUUCAGGAGGCAAACUCUGCAAUCAGGAAUGCAUUAAAAGAAAUCGAUAGUACCCCACUCAAUGUUGCUGUCACCGGGGAGAGUGGAUCAGGGAAGUCCAGCUUCAUCAACACCCUGAGAGGUGUUAGGCCUGAUGAGAAAGGUGCAGCUCAAACUGGGGUGGUAGAGACAACCAUGGAAAGACAUCCAUACAAACACCCCAAUAUGCCCAAUGUGGUUUUUUGGGACCUGCCUGGGAUUGGAAGCACAAAGUUCCCACCAAACACUUACCUGGAGAAAAUGAAGUUUUAUGAGUACGACUUCUUCAUUAUUAUUUCGGCCACACGCUUCAAGAAAAACGAUAUAGACCUUGCCAAAGCAAUCAGCAUGAUGAAAAAGGAAUUCUACUUUGUGAGAACCAAGGUGGAUUCUGACAUAUCAAACGAAGCAGACGGCAAACCUCAAACCUUUGACAGAGAAAAGGUCCUGCAGGACAUCCGCCUUAACUGUGUGAACACCUUUAGGGAGAACGGCAUUGCUGAGCCACCGAUCUUCCUGGUCUCUAACAAAAAUGUUUGUGACUUUGACUUCCCUGUCCUGAUGGACAAGCUGAUAAGUGACCUCCCUGUCUACAAGAGACACAAUUUUAUGCUCUCCUUACCCAAUAUCACAGAAUCAGCCAUUGAAAAGAAGCGGCAAUUUUUGAAGCAGAGGAUUUGGCUGGAAGGCUUUGCUGCUGACGUAAUGAAUAUCAUCCCUACACUGACCUUUCUCUUGGACAGUGAUUUGGAGACUCUGAAGAAAAGCAUGAAGUUCUACCGCACUGUGUUUGGAGUGGAUGAAGCAUCUUUGCAGAGUUUGGCUAGGGCCUGGAAAAUACCAGUGGAUCAGGUGGAGGCCAUGAUGAAAUCUCCUGCCGUGUUCAAACCUACAGAUGAAGAAACAAUACAAGAAAGGCUUUCAAGAUAUGCUCAGGAGUUUUGUUUGGCUAAUGGGUUCUUAGUUACUAAAAAUCAUUCUCUUAGAGUAAUAUUUUACCUGAAAUAUUAUUUCCUUGACAUGGUGACUGAGGAUGCUAAAACUCUUCUCAAAGAGAUAUGUUUAAGAAACAAGUUGCUUUCUAAUUAGGCUGAAGUCCUGUGACUGUCAAGAUAUUAGAAUCAAUGACAGAGAAACAGGACACUGAUACUGUACAACAAUAUACUGGGUUUACCCAGGUUAUUCAUGCUUUAUCUAUAUUUAGUGAUUAUGUAUCCACAUUAGCUAGAGCAAGGGGAUCAGAUAUGUAUACAUAAAGUGAUAGUUAAAAACUACCCCCCCCCCAGUUUGAGUAAACUCUCAGAUCAAGUAAUUUUACUUAUAUUUUAAUUUGUUUAAUAUAAAUCAACAUCCAUGUUCAGGGUUAGCAUUGUGGUGUUUAGUAUUGUCAACUUGACAGACUCUAGGGACACGUGAAAGAUGAGCCUGGGGGGCUUGCAUUUGGGAAAUUAUUUUGCUUAUGCUUAUUGAUGUAGGAAACCCUUUCCACUCUGGGUAGCAUCAUUACCUAGCUAGAAAUCGUCAACUGUGUAUAUGGAGAGAGGGACUAAACAGCAGCAUGUUUCCACUCCUUCAUAGCUAUUCGGUUAUUUUUGUUGUGGUGGUUUGGUUUGGUUUGGUUUGGUUUGGUUUUUUGUUCUUUUCUUAACUUUAGAUGGAGUGAAACUAGCUGCCUCUAGAUAAUGCUGAGACGUCUUGAUAAUGACCUAUAUAAGUUUAAACUUUAUACUGAAGACUCUCUUGGUAGAGAUAUUAAAGGAGAAACCAUAACUGGGCUAGAGAGAUGACUCAGUAGAUAAAGUAGACCUUGCAAGUCUGAAGACCUGAGUUCAGAUUCCCAGAACCCACAUAAAGCCAGCUAAGCAUCUGUGAUCCAUGCACGUCUAUGGUGAGAUGGGAGUCAGAAUGAGAAAAAUUUUGGAAGAUUGUGGGGCCAGCUAUCCUGCCACAUACAGCAGUAAAUAAGAGGCCCUGACUCAAGCAAGUGGAAUGUAAAAGCCAACACGAAAGCUUGUUCUCUGAUCUCUGCAUACAUGCCAUGUCAUGUUCAUGCCUGAUAUCACACAUGGAAAAGCACACACAAAAAAAGUUUUUUUCAUUAAAAAAAAAAAAAGAAGAAGAAGGAAGAUUUAGGGCAAUAGCUCAGUGGUAUAAUACCUGCCUCAUGCUCAUGAGGCCUCAUGUUCUUUCCCUAGAACUCCAGAAAAAGGCUAAAAUGGGGUGGGCAUGUACAAGGAUGUCUUUGAGGUUAAGAGAGAUGGCUCAGAGGCUAAGAAUGCUGGCUGCUCUUGCAAAAGACCAGGAUUUAACUGCCAGAACCCACACAGUUGCUCACAGCUACCUGCAACUCCUGUCUCAGGGGAUCUGAUUUCAUCUCCUCACCUCCACAGGGACCAGGCACACAUUUAUGUGGUAAACAGACAUACAUGUAAGGCAAACAUACAAUAAAAGUAAAUUAAGAAAAAAUUUAAAUAUGUAACUAAUUUAAAAAGGGAAAGAGGAGCAAUAACCUAGAGAUCAGAGUAACCACAAUAAUGACUAAGAAUUUCCAAAAAUCCUAUCUAGUCAAAAUCCUUGAGAAAAUACUAAAGAAGCUUUCUAAUUCUAUGCCAGAAUGAGGGGAGAUUAUGAAAUUUCUCUGCUUUAUAUGGUUUUUGAAUGCUGUGACAGUAAAGGGCUGCUCUAUUCCACAUGAAUACCAAAAGUCAUUUAAUAAAUUCUUUAUGAAAAAAAGAUAUGUGUUGCUCCUUGACAUCCCAAGAACCCAUCAUAGCUUCCUCAGUAUUACUGUAAGGUGCUGAUUGUCUCAUUUCACAUUCCCUAGUCUGUAUCUUAUCUUCCUUGAAAUGAAAUACAAAUAAACAGUGACCUAGUCGGCCA